Messenger RNA from Carya illinoinensis, 2396 nucleotides. RefSeq names its product YTH domain-containing protein ECT4-like. The transcript has 10 exons. Gene Ontology annotation, biological process: mRNA destabilization. Gene Ontology annotation, molecular function: mRNA binding. The coding region runs from base 212 to 1876 and encodes 554 amino acids. Gene Ontology annotation, cellular component: cytoplasm. NCBI's taxonomy places the organism in Eukaryota, Viridiplantae, Streptophyta, Magnoliopsida, Fagales, Juglandaceae. The record is from RefSeq and is a predicted model, not a curated record.
UUCAAUGGAGACAUGAGUCAUCAUCCCACCAUUUUCCCUCUCAACUUCCUCUCUCUUUCUCUCUCUCUCUCGGUCCGCUGACAAAAAAAUUACCACAAUUCUGAAUCUGCAAGCCUUCUCGAAGCAUUCAUUUCUUAGCGUUUCGGGUUUUGCUUACUCCUCCCACGGCGACCGCCACAAUUCCGAUUCAGACUUACGUAUACUAGAAGGGAUGACGAAGAAUGUUAAAAGUGUUGCUGAUCCUUCUAUGGAGCUCGCUGGUACCAACCUGGCUCCUUCGAAAGACACGGGCUCACAAUUUGAUGCAGCAUCAUGUAUAUCAUCUGCGGGAGCUACAACAGGAAGUAUAAAAGGAAGUGAAAUUGACCAUGACUCCCUUGCUACUUAUCAAGGCAUGCCUUAUUCAACCAGUGGCUAUUAUGGUCACUACUAUCCAGGUUAUCACGGUUUCUAUGGAGAGUUGGACAACCAAGGAUACUAUGUUGGUGGUGAUGGAAUGGAACUUCAAUAUCCUGUCAUUCAAGCAGAUAAUGGAUCUUUUGUCUACUGCAUGCCAGGAUUUCCGCCUGGUUAUACUCCGUAUUUGCCCCUAUCGACAAUUGGCGUCAAUGGGCAAUACGUUGAUCAACAGGCAUAUCCACCAAUGUUUCAACCACCUACUGCCUCACCUGGUUAUUAUCCUGCUUCUCUUCCUUUUGGGAAGUUGGGACCGUCACCCUACAUGUGGGAUCCAUCUCUUCUUGUUGGAGAUGGAUUGUUUGGAAAUAACUAUGCUGGAGUUCCAGAAGUUCCAGUCCCUAAGCAUAAUUUAUCUGCCCCAAGUGACGGCAAUCACAAACACCUAAAACCAGUGAACAAGGCCUUGCCUCAUGGCUCAUCUAUCCAGUUGGAUGUAGAUGCCAAUGGUUACUUUCCCAUUGCAAAAUCUGUAGCCAAUACUCAAGAGAAGAGUGGAGUGCUCUAUUCAAACAACCCAGUUAAUUUAAAAGCAAAUGCGCGGGGUUGGGGUGGCAGUGAGAAGUUGAAAUCAAGAAGCAAGACUAAUGGAGUUAGUGAUAUUGGAUUGCUUGAUGAGCAGAACCAUGGCCCUAGAACAGCCAAUGCAAAAGGCAUGCUGAUUUCUGGAGGUGCCGCUGAUUCACUGGGUACUGAUGGGAAUGGAAACAGUUGCAGCAUAACCUCUCUCAUCAGCACAAAUCAAUAUAACCUUCCCGACUUUCCGUCCAAAUACGAUCAGGCAUUUUUCUUUGUUAUCAAAUCUUACAGUGAAGAUGAUAUUCAUAAGAGCAUCAAGUACAAUGUAUGGGCUAGUACUCCUAAUGGGAAUAAGAGGCUGGAUAGUGCAUACCAAGAUGCCCAAGAGAGGACGGUGGAGAAAGGCAGCAAGUGCCCAGUGUUUCUUUUCUUUUCGGUUAAUGCGAGUGGCCAGUUCUGUGGGAUAGCAGAGAUGAUUGGUCGAGUUGAUUUUAAUAAGAGCAUGGAUUUCUGGCAGCAAGACAAAUGGAAUGGUUAUUUCCCUGUUAAGUGGCAUAUUAUAAAAGAUGUUCCGAAUCUGCAUUUACGGCAAAUAUUACUUGAGAAUAAUGACAACAAGCCAGUUACCAACAGUCGAGACACACAGGAGGUGAGAUUUCCCCAGGGUAUUGAAAUGUUGAAUAUUUUUAAGAACAAUAUGUCCAAGACAUCCAUAUUGGAUGACUUCGAUUUUUAUGAAAGCCGCGAGAAGAUGAUGCUAGAGAAGAGGAUGAGGGAAUUUAUACCCCGCUACAAUCUGCAGCAGGAGAUGGUUGAAUUAACCACCAGUUUUAAGGCAGUAGAUCUGUCAACUGUGAAGAGUAUUGAGCAACCUGAGGUCGGAGAUGAGGUGAAGAAAUGACUCAAAAUGAAGGGAAUAUGGACCUAUGGUUUUGCCAAGAAAAAAGGAGUGGCAUCUUGGAAGCUGUCACAAAGGGUCCAACUGCCACGGAGACCAACUCCAACGGCGAGAUAUAAGGUUCUCAGACAGAAGGCAAAUUUUCUUUCUGAAGACUCAAGUGUUCCUUUUACAAAUAAAAGGCUGAUCCUUUCAAAAUAUAGAUGGUGGCUUGGCUGCCAACAAGCUGUUUAUGUACCAUAACUUAACCUUGGAUGACCCCACUGAUUUUAUAUGAUUAUGGGGUAUGAUGCGGAUGCAAUCCAAGUGUUUUCGUUUUUCUAUUUAUUUUCGUUUUUCAAAAUUUCUCUUCCUGUAAGGUGUAUGUAGUUUUUCUUAUUUUUUGCCCUUAAGAAUUCGUAUGCAUUGAACUAUCCUGGUUAGUACCAGUGCUCCUAAUGUAUGUGUUGGAACUCUGUGAACGAAGAGGGAGGUUUUAUCGGAUAUUGGGGGAAGGUAGAAUGGCAGUUUUUUUCCCUCUAAA